CUAAAAUUCGCCUUGCCGAGAAAAUUGAACCUACACUGCGCAGCCCCAGUAUUUAGCCUGCCAUGGUUUCUCCAUGCCCACGAGAUAACUCAUCCAUGGAUAACCUACCCGCGCUGGCACUCAAACACCACAUCGCACGCAUACUCGAACCGCGCAUCAUCCACCAAUCGCUUCGCCUCGCUCAGCCUAGCGCAGAUCGCCCGCGAAUGCAGCUUCGCCAUCCGCUCCCGGUCCUCCCCACUGCUCGUCUGCCGCCGCAUCACCCGCACACACGGCGCCUCGCCGUCGUCAUCCGAGCCACCCUCCCCCGUAGCCCACCCUUGCCCGCCAUACGCGUCCUCGCUACUGCCCGAGUCCUGCCGCUGUGCUCGCGCAGCCCCUAAUGCUGUGUAUGGCCGGUACGCAAACGCACAGGCCGACGGAGGCACCGGUGGGAGAAUAUCCUCAGUUAUUUCUUUUCGCCGUGUCAUUUCCAAAUAGUGUGAAGGCCCAAAAACAGUCUAGGAAAGGAAGGGAAAUGCGAGCA
Molecule: messenger RNA, 526 nt
Organism: Linderina pennispora
Lineage: Eukaryota; Fungi; Kickxellomycota; Kickxellomycetes; Kickxellales; Kickxellaceae
Exons: 2
Coding region: 96-383 (95 amino acids)
Source: RefSeq, a predicted model, not a curated record